GUUCUCGCUCUUCCCAUUCUCCUCGCAUCGACACGUGUCGUCGCCCGUGACGCGUUCAGAGAGGAGAGAGGGAGAGGAGGACAGAGGAAGAGGAAAGGUGCCAUUUUUUUACUUUUUUUUUUCCUUUUCUUUUUGAGAGAGAAAAGGUGCCAUUUUGAUACAGAGAAUGAAUGAAUGAAUGAAUAGGUUUGGAUUGGGGGGAGGAGUGAUACCCAAGUGAGGAAAAGGGGGCAGUAAUGAUGGGGGGAGCUCACGAGUGGGAUUAAAUGGAGUUGUGGGUUUUGAUCCGCUCCACUUUCCCCUGUUUCUCAAAGAUCCCAUUUUGAAUAUAUUUGAAGAGGAAAAGAAGAGAGAGAGAGAGAGAGAAAGAAAGAGAAGAGAGGGAGAAGGGGUGUAAAAAAAGGGCAGAGAAAAGCUUCUUCUUCAAUGCCCUUUUUGUAGAGAAGGUGAAAAAAAUGGCCGAAAAUUGUUGUUUCUUCAAUAAGGACAUACUUAUUGUAAAGCCUCCGAAGAAAUCACCACUCGCAUUGAGGAUGAUCGUUUUAGGUGUAGCUAUGAUUUGUGGGGUUUACAUAUGCUCGGUGUGCCUGAAGCAAAUAGGAAACAACACCAUUCCCAGAAUGAUUAAGAUUGAGCGAACAACGCACUCUUGUCGUAGAGCUAGUUUUUCGCAAUUCGAGAAUACUCAUCUACACUACCCAGAACCGACAACUUACAGCAGGGGUGAAUGUGCAUGCACGCCAGUUCGGUUCUUUGCUAUACUUUCGACACAGCGAUCUGGAAGCGGGUGGUUCGAGACUCUUUUGAACAGUCAUAUUAACAUCAGCUCGAACGGGGAGAUUUUUUCUGCCAAAGAAAGGAGAAGUAACAUAUCUUCUAUAAUACAAACGCUGGAUAAAGUUUACAAUCUGGAUUGGUACAGCAGUGCUGCGAAAAAUGAAUGCACAGCUGCAGUUGGCUUCAAGUGGAUGCUUAAUCAGGGUCUUAUCGAGAACCAUGAAGAAGUAGUUGCCUACUUUAGCCGUAGACACAUCUCUGCAAUAUUUCUAUUCAGAAGAAACCUACUUCGCCAGUUGGUCUCGCUGCUUGCGAACAACCACGACCGAGAUCUUAAACAGUUAAACGGGACGCAUAAAGCUCAUGUACACUCCAAAGAUGAGGCUGAUGUGCUUGCCAGAUACAAGCCCAAACUCAAUGCUACGUCGUUGAUUCCGAGACUUAAACAAGCUGAAGAGUACGUGGCGAACGCUAUUGAAAGCUUAAAGACCAUCUCUCACAUCGUAAUUUUCUACGAGGAUCUCAUUAAUAAUCAAACAAUGCUCAUGGAUGUGCUCAAUUUCAUGGGAAUGCCUGAGAGGAAGUUAUUUAGCCGACAUGUAAAGAUACACAGGAAGCCGUUAGCAGAGCAAAUCGAGAACUGGGACGAAGUCUACAACGUUCUUAACGGCACACGAUACGAGAGCUUCUUGAAUUCUGAUUAUAGUAUGUAGAAUUGAGACUGUUUUGUAAUGUUGAUGUACAUAGAGUUUCAUUUCCUCGAUUUUUUUUUUUUUCCUUUUUUCGUGUGAAAGUUGAUUACUGCAGAGGUUUUCCUUGACAACAACUCUCUCUGCUGAGCUCCAACUGUAUUUUGUUACCCUUAAUAGAAUUAGUGUGCGAAAUUUUCAUUUUUGAAAUCAACUGUGUGUUUUCGCUGCUCA
Molecule: messenger RNA, 1700 nt
Organism: Ananas comosus (pineapple)
Lineage: Eukaryota; Viridiplantae; Streptophyta; Magnoliopsida; Poales; Bromeliaceae
Product: nodulation protein H-like
Exons: 6
Coding region: 456-1490 (344 amino acids)
Source: RefSeq, a predicted model, not a curated record